Molecule: messenger RNA, 909 nt
Organism: Lodderomyces orthopsilosis Co 90-125
Lineage: Eukaryota; Fungi; Ascomycota; Pichiomycetes; Serinales; Debaryomycetaceae
Exons: 1
Coding region: 1-909 (302 amino acids)
Biological process (GO): urate catabolic process; purine nucleobase catabolic process
Cellular component (GO): peroxisome
Molecular function (GO): urate oxidase activity
Source: RefSeq, a predicted model, not a curated record
AUGGCAGAAUUAUUCGACAGCUCCUACGGUAAAGCCAACGUCAAGUUUUUAAAAGUUAGAAAAGAUGCUUCUGAUCCAAACAUUCAAGAUGUUCUUGAAGCUAAUGUUCAAGUAUUGUUGAGAGGUAAAUUUGACACUUCAUAUACUAAAGCCGAUAACUCAUCAAUUGUCCCUACUGAUACUGUUAAAAACACUAUUUUGGUUGAAGCCAAGACCAAUAAUGUUUGGCCAAUUGAAUCAUUUGCCGCUCACUUAGCCAAACAUUUCACUUCGAAAUAUGAUCAAGUUGAAGGUAUUGAGGUUUACAUUGUUCAAGCCAAAUGGACUAAAAUUAAAUUGGAAGGUAAAGAGCAUGCUCAUUCUUUUAGGCAUGAAGGACCAGAAACUCGUCAAACUUAUUUGAAUUAUGACAAAUUGACUAAGAAAUUGACCUUGUCUUCAUCAAUUAAAGAUUUGACUGUUUUAAAAUCAACCGGGUCUAUGUUUUAUGGAUACAAUGUAUGUGAUUACACUACUUUGAAGCCAACCAAGGAUAGAAUUUUGUCUACUGAUGUUUCAUCAACUUGGACUUUCGAUCCAAACCAAAUUGGAUCUUUGGAAGAUGUUAUCGGGAAUGGUAAGUUGUUUGACCGUGCAUACAACGAAGCAAGAGAUGUCACAUUGGAAUUAUUCUGCAAGGAAAACUCUCCAUCGGUACAAGCCACCAUGUACAAUAUGGCUGAGAAAAUCUUGGCUAAUGUUAAGCAAAUUGCUACUGUUACAUAUGUCUUGCCAAACAAGCAUUACAUUUUGUUUAACUUGGAAUGGAAAGGAAUCAAAGAUAACAAGGACUUGUUUUACCCAUCACCAGACCCAAAUGGGUUGAUCAAGUGUACCGUUGGUAGAAAAGGUGACAAAGCAAAGUUGUAG